Mycotypha africana is the source of this 795-nucleotide messenger RNA. Its product is annotated as RNAse P Rpr2/Rpp21/SNM1 subunit domain-containing protein. Gene Ontology annotation, cellular component: nucleolar ribonuclease P complex. The coding region runs from base 1 to 795 and encodes 264 amino acids. Lineage: Eukaryota; Fungi; Mucoromycota; Mucoromycetes; Mucorales; Mycotyphaceae. Gene Ontology annotation, biological process: tRNA processing. The record is from RefSeq and is a predicted model, not a curated record. The transcript has a single exon.
AUGGCCAAUAGCAGUAACAACAGUCAGUUACAAUCUCUGCAACAAUCGAGCCGACUUGACUUUCUGUAUGAAGCCAGCUAUUCAGUUCUUGGCCAAUGUCCUUCUUUGAGCCGCUAUUAUAUGAAUGAGUUUCAAAACACUCUGGCAGAGUAUGAAUUGACAUUACCAAAGUCUGUUCAACGAUCAGCAUGUACAAGUUGUGGACAGAUCACUCUACCUGGAUUGAACACAAAAGUGGAUAUUGUAACGGACGAUAAAUUGAAGAAGAUGAAGAAAAAAAAAAACAAGAUCGCAUCCGUGAAGAAGAAUAAAAUACAAUAUACUUGUCUGGCUUGUCAGCGUUCGAAAGUGUACAAUGGCUCCUUCAAGCGAAUACUACCCUCAAACAGUGCAUUGAAAACAGUUGCGCUCAAAAGUACGAACGAUAGCCAUUCAGUGUCAAAGAGUCAAACAACGAUGGUGACGAAGAACACUGCCAUUGUAACAAAGACGGCAAGUGCAACAGCCUCUCAACAUACCCGUCGUAAUGCAACUACCAUGGUCAAAAGUAGCAGCACCCACACAACGGCCACUCAUAUGGCUACUGUACAUAAUACGCAUACAUCAGGAAUCCAUAAGAAUAAACAAGUAGACACAUCCAAUAUACCUGCCACAACCGAUGCGGCUAUCCAAAAGAAAAAGAAGAACAAGGGCAAGAAGAAUAGUUUAAAGGCUUUGCUAGCCAAACAACAACAGCAACAGCAACAAAAUGCGAAUCAAGGCAAUAGUUUGGAUGAUUUUCUAUCUUUGUUAUAA